Molecule: messenger RNA, 4638 nt
Organism: Aspergillus steynii IBT 23096
Lineage: Eukaryota; Fungi; Ascomycota; Eurotiomycetes; Eurotiales; Aspergillaceae
Product: putative ABC transporter
Exons: 9
Biological process (GO): lipid transport; transmembrane transport
Cellular component (GO): membrane; intracellular membrane-bounded organelle
Molecular function (GO): ATP hydrolysis activity; ABC-type transporter activity; lipid carrier activity
Source: RefSeq, a predicted model, not a curated record
CAAUGGCGCCGUAUCUACAACCAAACCCUUACACUCAUUCACAAGAAUCUCUUGAUCUCCUUCAAAUCUCCUGUUGCGACGUUUAUCAAGGCCUUUCUUCUCCCAAUCAUUAUCACAAUUAUCUUUGUCUGCCUGAAAGAAAUCAAGCCGGAUCUUGACUCGUCAAAUGGAAUAUCACGCAACGGACGACCCGUUCUGGACCUACCGGAGGCCAUGGCGGCCAGCUCUUCGCCGUCCCUGGUAUUUGUCAUGAACCACAUCAGGGACUCCCGACUCACCGAUAUCGUCAAAGAAAUUCGAGAUGACCCAGACAUGAAGCCUUUUGAUGUCGGGGUUGUUGAUGAUCCUAACCGACUAUUUGAUUGGUGCAGACAGUCCAUCCAGGGCACGAGUGACUGCUUCGCGUCGGUUAUCUUCACUUCCUUCAACAAAACCCAUGCCGAAUACAACAUCGCAAUCGACGAGGACGCCCUCAAGAAUACGCCCUACAGCUACAGCCCCGGACAAUCUACCCUCUCGAAGCGCAUUCUCCCCAUCCAAUGGGCCUUGGAUUCUCGGAUCGGUGGGUUCGCGUCGGCCAAAAGGCCCACCGAGAAAAUGUUCAGUGGCUUUUUCGAUAAAUCUGGUUCGAACUCGAUGGAUAUGCCUACUGAGAUAUACUGGCUGUCAAUUGUCAGUUUCUUCGCCGCUCCCUUAUUUGUCUUCCUCCUUCUAGUCGCAACCUACCACGUCAGCAGCUUUGUGGCAGGAGAGCGACAGAACUCCGUGGCGGAACUUCUCAUGGCCCAGGGAGUUGGCACUAUUCCUCGCAUUCUGUCCAACAUGCUCUCGUUCUGCGUUCUCUAUGUCCCCGGGGUCAUUAUUUCGUCCAUCAUGCUCGGCGAGUUGCUGUUUAAACACACCUCUACCGGACUCGUUUUCAUCCUCAUGUUCCUCGCUUGUUUUUCAUUCAUCGUUUCGGCGCACUGCAUGGGGUCUCUUUUCGCCAAAGCCUCGACCGCCGCUCUAUGCACUACUAUCUUAACAUUCAUCCUCGGACUCAUCACAAUCACCCAGAGCCUAAUCUCCACCAAAGGCACCGGCCAAAUAAUCGGUCUCUCACUCGUCUUUCCUCCCUACGCAUGGGCCAGCCUCAUUCGAGACAUCGCGACAGCAGAGAUGGGCGAGCGAGCGUUUCCGGAUAAGAAGGCGCAGGAGCAGAGGCAGACAAUAAAUGGGAAUCUAUUCGCACUGUUCUUCAUCUUGCAGAUCAUUGUGUACGGGGGAUGUACGUUCCUCGUGGAGCAUUUCCGAUGGGGUGUGCCGCAGCAACGCGAGUGGACUGAGUCUUCGGAUGAAGUGGCGCUUCGAUUGGGUAAUCUCUCGAAGACGUUUAAAGGUGACAAAAAAGCCGUCAAUGGGCUGAAUGUCGAGGUAAAGAAGGGCUCGGUUACUUUCCUGCUAGGUCCCAAUGGAAGUGGCAAGACCACGGCUCUGAAGUGUAUUUCUGGUAUGAUGAAGGUAGAUACCUGCUCGAAGAUUCAGUUUAGUCGCGAUGGCCAUUCGUUUGGCUUGUGUCCGCAGGAUAAUGUUCUUUGGGACCCACUCACUGUGAACGAGCAUGUCCGUAUCUGGGCGAAGCUUAAGACUGCCGGAGCCGAUAUGGCUGCUAUGAAAAACGCGGAUGAUGUUAUUGCUGAGUGUGGCUUGACUGGAAAGGCACAUUCGGCCUCAGAGACGCUCAGUGGAGGCCAGAAGCGGCGACUGCAGUUGGCUAUUGCGUUUUCCGGAGGAUCCCAAGUGUGCUGUAUAGACGAGGCAUCCAGUGGGCUGGCCGAUAUUCUCGCCGAUCAUAUUGUCAUCAUGUGCAAAGGCAGCCUAGUAUGUCAGGGAUCCAGCACUUCCCUAAAGUCCCAAUACGGCGACAGCUACAGAAUCCGCAUGGACGACGAUGACGAAAUCGCUUGUAAAGCCUCAUCGUCUGCGGAGGCCACUCAGAAAGUCCUCGAACUAGAGAGAAUACGCGACGGCAUGGCUUGUCACGUCACAUUUCCUACCCUCGAGCAGGUCUUCUUGAAGACAACGUCAGCAUACGGCACGGCGGUUGACGCAAGUGGAGGUGAUGGCAUUGUUGGUGAGCAAGAGGGCACCGAUGAUUCGACCACGGCUGUCGAAGAUAAGAUCCUGGCGCUUGAAAGUGAAUAUGCUGGACAAGAUCUGAACCUGGAUGUUGGGCGCUCGGUGGGAAUCUUUCGACAAAUAUGGGUGCUCUUCCGGAAGCGCUAUCAGUUGCUGAUGCAGUGGUCUGGACUGACUGUUUAUGCGGUAAAUCUUGUGAUCCCGAUCUUGGUCGCAGCAGCCUUAACCAACUUUCUGUACACCUGGAAAGCUCUUGAUACGUGCGAGAAUAUAUACGACCGAUAUGUCAAUCCCAGUGGUGCUGAAUUCCCUCCUCUGAUGGAGGCAAUAACGGCGAUGAGUCCCGGAGGUCCUGCUGCCAUUUUGGGGCCACGAAAUUCGUUUUCUGGCGAUGUGCAAGACGCACUUUAUCACGACAUUAUUGCAUCAAUGUACUCUGGGCCGAAUUCUCUCGGUCUUCAACCUAGAAUUCUUGUCAAUAGCCAAGACGCCUUUGAGAAAGCCAUGUUCAACAGCUCUGGAAAUGUGGGCUUCGGUCUUUACGCCCCUGGCUCGGGUGAUGCGACAUUUUAUCAUUCUGCGGAUCCUUACUCUGCAGGAAAUGGAAUGGGGGCCUUCAACUUCCUGACGAACCGCCUCGCCAACUCUACAGCUAAUAAUCAAGCGCGAAUGGUCUCGACGACCUUGCGGACAUUCCGCCAUGCCGGCGGAGUCCAUGAUUGGAGGAAUAUGCCGAUUGCUAUUCUGCUGGUCAUUGCUUUCAUGGCCGCUGUGUCGACCACGGUGAUUUAUCCCAUGUACGAGCGAGUUUCCAAGGUCCGGGCCCUGCAAUAUAGCAACGGUGUCUCUCCAUUUGCUCUUUGGACAGCGUACUUGCUAUUCGACAUGCAGUUCAUCUUCGUCGAAGCGCUUAUCAUGUACGGCCUUCUUUUUGUCAACCCGAUCAACAACGUCUGGUACCGACCAGACUGCAUCUUCGGUGCCUUCAUUCUCUUCGGGAUCGCCUCGUACCUGGGCUCGUAUCUCAUCUCCAACAUCUUCCGUCGCGGGGGCUUCUUCACUUCUCUAUCAAUUCACAUCGUGCUCUUUGUUCUUUACUUCAUAUCCUACAUCGCGAACCAAUACGGCGGCUCAGCAAGCUCCCGACAGGACAACUAUGACAAUCUGCAAGCCGGUCUCGGCCUCAUCGCUCCCGCCGCCAAUCUCGCUCGUGCUCUUUUCGUCGGCAUGAACACUUUCGACGUCCUCUGCGGAAAGUGGGGAGAUCGAAUCACCACUUAUCCCUUUGACUAUGCGCUUUAUGGAAGCGUCUACGCCAAUCUCACCUACCAAUGCGUCUUCCUCAUUGGAUGUCUCGCGCUGUCUGAAUACGGCAGCGAAGACUGGGUUCGACCGUUGCUCUUCUGGCGCAGAAGGCUCCCCGUCAGGGUCCAUCACCGCGUGAACGACACCGAGAUGACUUCUUUCGAGAGUACGCGGAACAUCAUGGCCGAGCGACCGCAGUUCGUGGCUGAGAAUCCCAUCCUGGAUGUCGAUCGCGUGAGCAAGUGUUUUGGGAGCUCGUUUGCGGCGCAGAAUGUCUCGCUUUCGAUCUCGCCGAAUGAGACGCUUGCGUUGUUGGGUGGGAACGGGGCUGGUAAGACCACCGUGAUUAAUAUGAUUCGUGGGGAGCUGAAGCCAGAUUUUGGGAAUGUCUAUGUAAAUGGGAUCUCGAUGUCACGACAGCCUGGACAGGCGAGGUUGAAUAUCGGGGUGUGUCCGCAGGACGACGCGGUUGAUAACUUGACCGUGAGGCAGACACUGGAAUUCUAUGCUUCCGUGAAGGGGCUGCAGAGGGUCAAGCAAAACGUGGAGCAGGUUAUGAAUGCGUUGGAUAUUACCCAGUAUGAGAAGAUGGUGGCGAGGGCGCUGAGUGGUGGGACGAAGAGGAAGUUGACGGUUGCCAUUGCGCUGCUUGGAAACCCACCGCUGCUGCUGCUGGAUGAACCGUCCACCGCGCAGGACGCAGGCGCAAAACGAAUUCUGUGGCGGGCGCUCAAGCGCAUUCGCACCAACAGAGCGAUCCUGCUUACAACACACAGCAUGGAAGAAGCUGAGUCUUUGGCCUCGAGUGUUGCAAUCUUGCGAACGAGGCUGCUUGUUUCCGGGUCGUUGAAUUCGCUCGGUGAUGCGUAUGGUGGAGCCUUCCGGCUACGGGGUGUGCGAUGCGGCGGCGUCGGUACUGAAUUGGCAAAGGACGCAGUGAGGAGGACGUUUUCGAAAGCAGGACUGCACGUUAUGGAGUAUGUCGAUAUGAACGGCUUGAUUCAAUUCUUCGUCAAGUACGAAAAGCGGAAUUUGGGGCAGAUCAUGCUCAUUAUGGAGCGUUUGAAGGGAGGUACCGAAAUGAUGGGAGGUCAUGCUGGGGAAGGAAGUGCCGGAUCUGCAUCUCCAGAAAAGGGGAUGAAGGUGUUUGAGGAGUAUACCUUGAUCGAGCCGACUUUGGAGGAGGUCUUCAUGAAUGUUGUCAAAGAGGCCGAG